CAGUGAGAUGAGUUUUCAGUGAAACAGUGUCUAGGUACAAGCUGGUGUUGAUCACCAGCUCAGGUAGCUAUCUCCUGGUCACUGGCCUGGGAUGGUACGUUGUCUCCUUCCUCGUACAAGCUACAACUUUCUGAGAAACCUGAGACUUUGGUCAUUCCCUCCAGGUAAACAUCUCUGCUUUAGCCUCAGUCCUUCUUCAUACAAGUUACGGGAUUCUGAAGAACCUACGACCUGGUCAUGUAUUCCUUGUUUCACCAAACCCAAGAAGUACACUGAAUAGUGUUUUCUAAGAUUCCCAAGCCCACACUGCCAAGAUUUUUCACAAGGUCGUCAAUAAUAGAGAGGAUAUCAAAGUAUCUCAGUUUGUGACAAUACCCCAUAAAGUCUGUGAUAUAGAAGAUCCAUAAAAGUUUUUAUUAUGUUCUUUUCAAAGAGUUAACAAUCGUCUUCACAACAGGUGUAACAUUAACAGAAAAAUGUAUAUUUUCUUUGAGGAAUCAUUAAAGCAAUCGGAUUUAUGCAGAUCACAAACCAGUGUUGUUAUUUGAGAACCUUCCCGUAGAAGCUGUAGCAAAAUCGUAUACAAAAGUUAUCUAUAUCGAGAAAAAUUACUGAGCCUAGCAUGGCGGAACUGGUGACCUCUAAAAAAGUGGUAGAAGAGGCCUCCACAAGCCGUGAAGGAACAAUACACAGCUUCACGGCAGGAUAUGCCUCCACAAGCCGUGAAGGAACGAUUCACAGCUUCACAGUGGGCACGGAGGCCAAGGGUAUGACUGAAACAUCACAACCACAGCUGUACAGCGACAUAACGCUGAAGAGGCUGGAUCAAGUAACCAGUAGCUUCAUCACAGACCCCAGCAUCAACACCAUCACUCAAGAACCCAGCCAUAAGUAUGGCAGUGGAAGGAGGUCAAGCACAGAGAAGGGCAACGUGGUGGUGGUGCAGCAAGCAUGCAAGUCCUAUGGCUCUGGAUCCAAGAAAGUGGCUGUCUUGGAGAGUCUAGACAUGCGGGUUGCCCAAGGAACUAUUUAUGGACUGCUGGGCCCCAGCGGGUGUGGCAAGACCACACUGUUAGGAUGCUUGGUGAACCGCCUUAAACUAGACAAGGGAGAGAUCUUCAUCUAUGGGUAUCCCCCUGGCUCUCCUGCAGCUGCAGUCCCUGGCCACCGUGUUGGAUACAUGCCUCAGGAGCUAGCACUGUACCAGGAGUUCACCAUUGUAGAGACGUUGAGGUACUUUGGUAUGAUCCAUCAGAUGGGCUCAAAGAGGAUUUCGGAGAGAACCAAGUUUCUGGUGACCUUCCUUGACCUCCCAGACCCCACCAGGCUUGUCAGUCAGCUCAGUGGAGGACAGCAGAGGAGAGUGAGCUUUGCUGCUGCCUUACUACAUGAGCCAGACCUUCUAAUUCUUGAUGAACCCACUGUCGGUGUUGACCCCCUCUUGAGGAGCAAUAUCUGGGAGCAUCUCCUAAACAUAUGUCAGCAUGGUAAUACAACCAUCAUCAUUACAACUCACUACAUUGAGGAGGCCAGACAGGCAGACAGAGUGGGGCUGAUGCGAGCAGGUAGAUUGCUGGCGGAGACAUCUCCUUCCAGCCUUCUCCAUCACUUUGGCAUUCCAUCUCUUGAGGAUAUCUUUCUUAAGCUCUGCCUCCAAGAUGGUGAUGAAGAUAAUCUCCAUCUUGGCAAGCAUAACAAGGGAUUUGUGGAAGAGGAUGUACUGACACACAAAGUCACCUCAGCGUCACUGCCAGCAGCCCGAGGCACGACUUCUGCCCUGAAGAGAGAGAUAAACCCGAGCACCGGUCUGUUCACCUUCAGAGAUUCUGAGGAUACUGCCAUCUUAAUGGUCCCCUGGGUGCAGACAUCGAAGUAUGAGCAGAUGUUUUCCAGUGAUCGCUUCUCUGCCCUCCUCAUGAAGAACUUCAUCCGUCUUUGGAGGAAUAUUGGGUUCUUGCUGUUCUCCUUUCUGAUGCCACCACUGCAGACAAUACUGUUCUGCCUGACAGUGGGAGGGACACCCUACAAUCUACCUAUGGCUGUUGUUAACUAUGAUGUUGGUUAUCAUUUCUUAUCUUGGUCUUUCAACUUCUCUUCCAUCUACAUUAAUGAACUCAACAGUAAAACUAUUGACAAGAAAUUCUACAAUGACUUUCAAGAUGGCUAUGAAGCAGUGAUAGAUGGAGAGGCCUGGGGCCUCAUCUUCUUCAAUGAAUCCUUCACCAAGGGAAUCUUGGCCUUCUACCUCGAUGACAAUAAUAUACCCUUUGUCAAGCCAGAGGAUAAGGAACAGAGCAAGAUCAAUGUUUAUAUGGAUAACACUAACACUGAGAUUUCAGCAACUUUGGAUUCAGAGCUGUUAAAAUCCCUUGACAGAUUCAUAAUAGAUCUGAUUGAGUUUCCUGAACACUGGCUUAAUAUCACCAUUGAUGUCAGUAAAUUGUCCAUCCCACUGAAGUUCAAUGAAGCAGUGUACGGUACCACUGGCGCCUCCUUCACAGAGUUCAUGGCUCCAGGUGUUAUCCUCACGAUUACCUACUUCAUGGCUGUGGGGCUGACAGCUCUCUCCUUCAUCACUGAGCGCAAGGAAGGACUCUUGGACCGAUCCUGGGUGUCUGGUGUACAGUCAAGUGAGGUAAUGUUGGCCCACCUGAUGACUCAGAUGUUUGUGAUGCUGGUGCAGAUUGGACUCAUCCUGGUGUUUAUGUUUCCGGUGUUUAAGCUACCAUGUCAGGGAAACAUGGUUUGGGUUGUCCUCAUCUCUAUACUCCAGGGCUUCUGUGGCAUGACUUUCGGGUUGAUGACGUCGGCAGUCUCCAACGAUGAGAACACAGCAAUCAUGAUGGCGCUAGGCAUCUUCUAUCCACUACUGCUACUCUCAGGAAUAAUUUGGCCUGUGCAGGGUAUCCCCAUUGUUCUCAGAUAUGUGUCAUACAUUCUGCCCCAGACAUAUGCGUGCGAGGCCAUCCGAGCUAUCCUCUACAAGGGGUGGGAUAUUACACAUCCCACAGUCUAUACUGGCUAUAUUAUCACUGUCAUCUGGCUCUUAAUCCAUCUGAUCUUCACCCUCAUCGCUAUUAGGAUCAGGAAGUAAACCGGGAAACUUCCUUGAAGCAACUGUAAAUGCCAGAAGCAAAGCGAAGGAAAAUUUUCAUUGUAAAGCAAAGAUGGACAAAGAUCAAAGUAAGUUAUAUAGUGAAUGUGAAAUUUUAUAAAAAUGACAGUUAUUAUUAGUGAUACCAAACAUUGCUUCAGACAUGUUGUGCUAACACUUUUUAGAGAUAAAAUAUUUAAAAGAGCAAAUUAUUAUUGUAAUUUUAAAAUUCAUGGGAAAGGUCAUACAAUGCCUGGGGAAUAGGAGUGGUGGGAAGAAUUAACUUUAUUUUUAAAACAACAUUUGAAUCCCUAUGCCUAAAAUUACCUUCAUAACUUUCAUAUAGUAUUGCCUCAAUGAAUUUUCAUUAUUUUUAUAAUGAAAACAAAUGAUAAAUCUGUAUUGAUUGAAAAGGCAUAGCAUGAAAGGGAUUGGAAGCUUAGGGUUACUGGGGUUGAGGGUUAGUACAGGUGCAUCAUUAAAAUCAUAGUCGGUGCAGUAGAUUAGUUUCUGUUAGAAAGUCAAAGAGAAAAUCUGUGAAGGUGGGAUUUUCAAUAAGGAAGGCAGCUAGUGAGCAUUUCAAAGGGAUGAAAAUGUUAGAAGUGUAAUAUGUGAUGUCUGAUAUAGGUCAGUUUGUUAAUAUAUGGUGAACUGAUGUUGCAACUUGGCAGUCCUUGCAGAGAGGUGCUAAUCAUCUCUCCAUGAAGUGUCUGUGGGCAAGGUAUGUGGGUUCAAUUCAUAAUUGUGAAAGCAUACUUUCCCAUACCCUACAGCUAUAGAAAGGUGGCCAGGAACUCAACUGCAGGUGAGCAGAAAACAGUUUGUUCUUUAAUUCAGACCAAUGUUAGUGCCAGUGUUGUCAAAGUCCAGAAAAUGCCUGAAAAUAGUCUGAAAAAAGGGACCUCUCUGUGGAAGAUAGAUAGGUCAUGAUUAAGAGACCAAGUGGUUGAGUCUAUAUGUUUGUUACCCUGAGUGUUAAAUCUGCCUAGGGACCUAGUAAUAACCUACUUUGUUUUUGCUAGAAAUGUGAUAUAACACUUCUGUAUAUACAGAACGAUGGGAUGUGGGGAGUCUAAUUUUUAGACAGCU
Molecule: messenger RNA, 4183 nt
Organism: Cherax quadricarinatus
Lineage: Eukaryota; Metazoa; Arthropoda; Malacostraca; Decapoda; Parastacidae
Gene: snu
Product: ABC-type transporter snustorr
Biological process (GO): transmembrane transport
Cellular component (GO): membrane; ATP-binding cassette (ABC) transporter complex
Molecular function (GO): ABC-type transporter activity; ATP binding; ATP hydrolysis activity
Source: RefSeq, a predicted model, not a curated record